Moesziomyces aphidis is the source of this 564-nucleotide messenger RNA. NCBI's taxonomy places the organism in Eukaryota, Fungi, Basidiomycota, Ustilaginomycetes, Ustilaginales, Ustilaginaceae. The record is from the annotation of a GenBank genome assembly.
AUGAAACUUUUCGGAAUUCCCAGCAAGGUUGCGGAAAAAAAAAGGGCCGCUGAGCUCGGCAAUUCAACUUUGAGCGCAGCAGCAGUAGCAGGCGAGCAGCCCUCAACGGCUGCAGGGCUGCAAAGGCGGCGUGGCUGGGUUGGACCCGUGUUGAGCCGCCUCGCAGACAAAUCCACGUUCUUUGCGUGUGAGAUCCCUGCAAAGAGUGGAGAGCAGCCGCAACCACGAACAGUCACAGCAGGCCGUGGGACCAUCACAGCCCACCUUGCGCACCGUCACUCUCAGCUGCAACCGCAACCUCUUCCAGCCCAGCUUGCUUCGACCAUCACCCUCGCGCUCCGUCUUACCUUCCUAUCGUCACCAUUCUGCAUCUCCGGCUCUUCCGUCGUCCACUCGAUCGGCCGCGCUUCUGUCCAUCACAUCUCGACACGCCUACGCGACGCGCUCGCCAACAUCCCGCUAUCUACGCCACACGCCACACGACCCACGAUCCACGAUCCACGCAUUUGCCUCGUCCUACCACACCGACCCAACCUGCAUGGCAUUUUGCUCAGCGAACCUUAG